Diachasmimorpha longicaudata is the source of this 7230-nucleotide messenger RNA. Its product is annotated as mitogen-activated protein kinase kinase kinase 10-like. Bases 956 to 4471 code for a protein of 1171 amino acids. The record is from RefSeq and is a predicted model, not a curated record. Gene Ontology annotation, cellular component: cytoplasm. Gene Ontology annotation, biological process: signal transduction; protein phosphorylation. Gene Ontology annotation, molecular function: ATP binding; protein binding; protein kinase activity. NCBI's taxonomy places the organism in Eukaryota, Metazoa, Arthropoda, Insecta, Hymenoptera, Braconidae. The transcript is spliced from 11 exons.
UCAAAUCUGGUGAAAAUCAAACAUGGCGUCAGCUAGGUUAUCACCGUGAAGUGUUGAACAGUCAAUAAUCAUUAGUUCUCUCAAGUUUAUGCGAAUUGUUUCAUCAAGGAUUGUUUGAUAGAGACCAUUGUGUUCUCGGAGAGACAUCGUCGUCGCUCUGAUAACCACUCAUCCUAAAACACUCGCCCGUAACCCCCGGUGAUCCGCGUGCAAACGGCAUCGUAAACAGUGGUUUUACUCGGGUGUCCGCUAGUUCCUUUUUUUUUUUGUUCAACUCUUUUCCACAUUAACUUUUUCUCGUGUAAAGAAUAUAACACACCCUGCUGGGAACACCGUUGCAAUUCAUUUAUACAAGUUUAUGUGGGCUUAAUGGGGUUGAUUGUUGAUGUGUGGCGACAGAAGGAGGGCGGAGAACCUCGUGGAAGGAUUCAAGAAAUAAUUGUCUUACCGGUUUGUCGAUAAUUGAGAUUGGGAGAUGUGCUCGAGUUAUCAGAGGCUGUGAGUGAACUUUCAUGGAGUUGUGAAAGCAUUUUUAGUGCAAGAAACAAGUAAAUUGUGCAAUUAUUGUAUCCUCGAUGAUUUUAUUGUUGACGUAAAUUAGUCUUUAGUGUUGUGAGGAAAUUUGACAACUCUUGAAUCCUUGUGAGGCCCCUCGAGAGGAUUUCUGACCCACUGGCAAGACUCAUCAAGACUGGGGAAUGAAAAACGAAUCACUGAAAAUUGUAAUUAUGUUAUCGUGUUACAAUUUUGAUCUAGGCCUGUUCAAUUUGAUGGCGAAUAAUUAAAUUGUUGUUAAAAUGUUCCUGAAGAUGAUGGUGUUUUUGUAGUACGUCUUCUGGGUAGUUUCUCAGGAGAGACAUGAUAAAACAGAGUGGAGUGACAAUUUUAUUGAUAAGGUGAAGAUAGCAAGGAGGAAUAGGGUCAUAAGUUAGGCUGUUGGAGAAGUGUCAGACAUAUGCCGCCAGCCGGGCUAUCGGCUAAAGGCUUGUCUACCUUGAUGGACCACGGACAACCCGAUGCUCGUCAUCGGAGCGAGCGACUUCUCUUGCAUCCCGAGAAUGGGGGCUCGCAACCGAAUACACCGAGUACAGCCGCCUCUUCACCGAGAUAUCAUAACGCUCACAACAGGGAAGCCACCUACGGCUAUUCGUAUGAUCGUGCAUCAUCAAACAACAUGUCUGACAGCAGCAUGUCAGAUACACAUAGUGGCGGUACAGCAAGGACUGUGUCUCAACAGACAAGUCCUUCACACGCGACCCACUCGUCAUCCCACUCUAGACAAGAAAAAUGUUCGGUGAUUGUCACAGUAAUGUGGAAAUAUAUUGCACAGAGUGAGGAUGAAUUGACACUUGAACCUGGUGAACAAGUUGAAGUGCUAUCAAAGGAUUCAAAAAUAUCGGGUGAUGAAGGCUGGUGGACUGGUAAAAUUGGUGGAAAAGUUGGCAUUUUUCCGGCAAAUUUUGUUAUUGAAACUGAUCGAAUAUCAAUAUUUGAUCAUGUACAACCGACAGAGAUUGAUUUUCAAGAGUUGGAGCUGGAGGAAGUCAUUGGAGUUGGCGGUUUUGGCAAAGUUUACAGGGGAUAUUGGAGAAAAAAAGAGGUAGCAGUAAAAGCAGCACGUCAAGACCCCGACGAAGAGCCGAGUGUCACUCUGGAGAAUGUCCUUCAAGAAGCCAAACUCUUCUGGCUUUUGAAACACGAAAAUAUCGUCCAACUGGAAGGAGUCUCACUAAAAAUUCCCAACAUGUGCCUCGUCAUGGAAUACGCACGAGGUGGCAGUCUAAACAGAGUCCUCAGUGGUCGUAAAAUUCCUCCCGACGUGUUAGUCGAUUGGGCAAUUCAGAUCGCCCGAGGCAUGAACUAUCUCCACAAUGAAGGACCCAUUCGAUUGAUUCACAGGGAUUUGAAAAGUUCAAAUGUUUUAUUGAGUGAGCCAAUAGAGAAUGAAGAUCUUCAAUGUAAAACCUUGAAAAUCACGGAUUUUGGGUUGGCGAGAGAAGUUGAUAAGACCACAAGAAUGUCAGCCGCGGGAACCUACGCUUGGAUGGCCCCAGAAGUCAUAAAACAAAGUACUUUUAGUACCGCAAGUGAUGUUUGGAGCUACGGCGUUCUAUUAUGGGAGCUUUUGACUGGUGAAACGCCAUACAAAGGCAUCGAUGCACUUGCCGUAGCCUACGGGGUUGCAGUCAACAAACUGACGCUGCCUAUUCCUUCGACCUGCCCUCAACCUUGGAAAUAUUUAAUGCAAGCAUGCUGGUCUUGUGAUAGCCACGGUCGGCCAGAUUUCAUCAAAAUCCUGGAAGGACUUGAUGAUGUUAGGAGUGCUUUUGCUGCUACUCCCCAUGAGUCCUUCCACACAAUGCAGGAAGACUGGAGGCUGGAGAUCGAAGAAGUUCUUCAUGGAUUGCGCAUGAAAGAAAAGGAACUGCGCUGUAGAGAGGAAGAACUGACGAAGGCCCAGGUACAGCAGAGACAGCAAGAGGAAAAUCUGAGGCAGCGUGAGGAGGAAUUGGCAGCUCGAGAAAUUGAUCUGCUUGAACGUGAAAUAACUGUCAUGAUGAUUCAACAGCAGAGUACACCUACACCCAACAAAAGAAAAGGGAAAUUUAAAAAAUCCAGAUUGAAACUCAAUAAGAAGGAACCUGGAAGCAAUAUCAGUGCACCUUCAGACUUUCGCCACACGAUAACCGUUCAGCACACAGCCCUGGAUCGCAAGAACCGGAACCCUUCUCGCCCCAACAGUCCACCAGGCUCACCCUGCAUACCUCGAUUACGUGCAAUUGCUUUACCAGCAGACGGCGUUAAGGGUAAAACCUGGGGUCCGUCAACACUCCAUCAACGUGAACGCGGUGCAAUAAUCACACAACCACCGAAUCCAGCAUCCCCUGGUGGUAAAAGAUGGUCACGUUCAGCGCCAGAUCUUGAAAAGACACCAUUACGAACAGCAUUACUGGCAAAUGCUCAACGUUCCCCGCUUCUACAAGAAAUAGGCCUUUCCGAGGAAAAUAUCCAUUCUGCGCAUUAUUCAACGUUACCAGCGGAUAUAUCCACGGAGUGGAUACAGACGGAUUAUCCAUUGAAACCGGGUCUUACCUCACCGUAUAUUAUGCCAAUGCCGGUGCCAAUGCCAACGCUAUAUAAUGGAGAAGCUAAAAAACCAAAAUUAGGAGCAAUUGAGUUAUUGUUGUACAACAUUGCUGCAAUGCUCGCAGGGGUAGCUACGGGUUUCGAUGUCAGGAUGACGAAUGUCUCACCAAUUCAUCCGAGAUUACAGCCCAGGAGUGUCUGCGAUGAUGAAGAAACAGGGAAAUGGUGGAUUGACAAUGGCUCCAAUCGAAAUUCGCCGUACUUGGGGGAUGGCUAUGAAUUCAGCUCAAGUAGUGGAUAUCCGCACAAUACUUACCACGGACCUGCACGUCAUUACAGACCUUUUUUGAGUUCAAUGGGUGGUAUAGGUCCUGGUCUCCCUUUAAACGUGGAAAAACCUCUUAGAUUCACAGACUCACCUCAGCAUUAUGCCUGUAACAGUACAACGGGUUCAAAAGUCCCAACACCAAGGCCACGAAGAAAGAGUUCAAGUGCGAGUGUGAACGAUGAAGUCUAUUCAGCUGAAAUUGCUCGGGUAGAUCGAAUGGAGAGGGUGCCAGCUAUUUACAUGGGGAACGUACCUCCUUAUCCGGAGUAUGGUCCACCAGUUUACACCAUUGUGCCUCCUGACUGGAAUUAUAAGCCACCACCAGAGUCCCCGUAUUAUUUGGCUCCUGAUUACCAUGACAGAAUGGUAGAAUGCCAGGAGUUUCCCCACGCCUAUGACAAUCCCAACAGCUUGAACAGUCUCGUCAGAGGUGCCUCCCGGGUCCCAGCCUACACUCAUCAUCGGACAUCAUCAAAUGUCUCCAAUACGAGCACCUCCAGCAACGUAAAUCCUACAUUCCACCUCGAAGAUGAGUCCGAAUAUCCCCCUUACUCCCCCAGCCACUAUUAUCAACGCCUAUCAAAUGCUCCCUGUACAAAUUUUGGAUAUCAAAUUCAGGACCACAGCUCUUCCCCUCAUCCCUACCUCAGUCGUCAAAGUUCUCACGAAAUUAAUUUAAAUACAGGAGAGAGACCAAGUAAUUUGGAAGUUGUCACUAGAUUGCGAUCGAGUUUGAAGAAGGCCAAUUACACGUAUUCACCGAAUAAAAGCACAAGUAAAAAUAAUUCUGGCUCAGGAACACCGACCAAUCAUACACCCCCUGACUCAUUAACGUCUGAGGACUCGAGUUACGUGUCUGCUAAGGACAGCCAGAUAUCGAGUAGCCGGGUUAGGUUUUCUCCUGUAACAUUUGAUCGAGAUAUUCCACGUGAUCAUCUUGAUAUUGCUCAUACACCUGGACAAGAGACAAUCACAUCACCCCUUCACACUAGUCGUCGUUUGUCUAGAAAUCGUAAGCCCAGUAUCUCAGAUCUCGACAGAGAAUUUUUGUCAUAGCACUGGCUCAUUUAAGCCCCUUUCUCCUAAUUCAUCUGGCAUUUUCAUCUUGCAUUACGUAUUCAUUAUUAGUAUUCUGUUUUAAGAGUUUCAGGAGAGGGGUACAAAUAAUGUAUGCAAAUACAAAAAUUCAUCGGCUAUUUCAGAGAAGAGUGAAGAGUAUUUACUCGGUUUUUUAAAUUAAAAAAUACACUCGUGAAUGAGAAAUUAUCUUUGAUGCUAUUGAAAUCUGCAGACAUUUACCAUGAAAACUCAAUGUUUCACAAAUACUUGUCAUGGAAAAUCGGAUUAAAAAAUAUUUAAAUGUUGUAGAUAUUCACAUUCGCUCUCGAUGCUCUCUUCACAAUUAACAUCCACAAUAACCGACUGAUAGACUCGAAAAUUGAAGAACAAGAAAAGAAUCCUCUUCCAAAUAUUUGUAACGUUCGAAUGAACACUGCCUUCCUCAAGAAACUACUUUAGAAAUAUAGGAAUGAAUGUUGGAAAUUCCAUUAGAAAGUACUUUUUAGAAUCGCAAUAAAAUCAUCAUAAACAUUCCAUUUACAUUGGAAAUUAUCUCAUUAACGUAAUCAAAAACAGUCGCAUUGUGUAGGUCUUGUGUGAAAAAAAAAAUCGCUCGAAGUAUAGGAAUUAUCAGUAUUUUCUAGUGCAUUUGAUGUAUAUAAAGUACACAUUCCGUAUUAUCAAGUAAAUGCAUUCGAAUCGAAAGACUUUAACGUUCCAAUGUGGCCCUCAAAGCGUAUGUGCGGCAUUUUGCCUGUUUUUAAAUGAAACAAAUAGGAGACAUAAAUUUUUAUGGUGUUCAAGUAUGAUAUUCUGCGGUGCUAGCUAUCACGUAUGUACUUAUUGAACUCCCAGAUCUGAGGAAAUGGUUUAUACGAUGCUCCAUUACUUCUCAUCACACAUUAUUAUUUCCGAAAGAGAAAAUUAUGUGAAUAGUAAAGACAGCGUUGAAUAGAGAGGAAUUCAUGGAUGACGUACUUGCAGAUUAUUUUAUGAAUAUUUUCUGAUUGUCUUUUGACGAUUUUUUAGUCAAUUCAGUCGAGUAUUUUCACAUGAUAAUCUGCAUAAAAUUAGUAGUGAUCUUUCUCUCUCUGUUAUAUUUCCCAGAUUCAAUUGGUACGUUUAUAAAUUGAACUGUCGGCUGCUAAUGACACUGCUGUGUAAUGUAACGCACUUAACGACAAAAGAACUAGUCUAAGUUAUAUUUAUUUUCUAUCAAUUAUAGUGUAUUUAUGUAUAAUCUUUCGAAUUGAAAAUUCGAUUAGUUACCGUCUUAACUGUCAAACUGUUUUUUAAUGCUUAAUUUAUCUAAACGUGAAUAGUCAAUUUUAGUCGUUAUUCAAUGGAGGGAGAAUUCAAUUUAUUUUUCAUCCAUCGAGACUAACUGUAUUAUGGUACUCAUUGAUCAUUUUAGAAUAGAGUGAAUUGCACCUAUUUAUGAAAAAAAGAAAGUCGACUUAUAAUUAUGUUUGUUGUUUUUUUAAAACAACCUACAACACAGUUGAUGAUUUUUCCAACGUCUCGUACAGUUUCUUUUCUUAAAAUUUAUACAGAUCACAGUUGAGGAAAAAUUAUUAAACACAAUCAUCAAUAAGUGCUGGAAGAGAAUUUGUAAAUUAUUAAAGAAGUGGUAAAAUGAUUGGACUUGAAGGGAUUCUUCUUAUUAGUUGAUUGUUGAGUUUUCCAUUGAAUCUCCAAAUGUCCGUUUUGUAGGUCAUUUCCUGAUGAUCAAAUUUUCAUAUAGAACCUCUUGUCACCUAAAUAAUUAACUAAUCAAAGAAGAUUCAAGGCUCGAUAUGUUCAAUACUUUUAAUUUACCACUCAACUAGUGAAAUGAUUUUGCGAAAAAUAAGUAGGUUUAAGAGGUGGCAUUCUAAAGCGCUGAGUGCAAUGUGUUCCCUAUUUUUUAAUUAACGGGGAGAGAAGGAAAUAAAAUAAUCAUUCCGACUGCUUGAAUAUACGCCUUACAAAAGUUGUAUUUAUGUAUGAAAGCAUUGCAAAUUAGUUCCAUAAACUUGUGUGAUUGAUACUGAUAUUGAAUGUAAUAUUUUAAAUUCCAUGAAAAUAUUAACGAAUGAGGCAUUUUUGAAUACAGAUACCCCAAUUAAUGAUUUGCUAAAUUUGAUGAUUAUUCCCAGGGGAAAAUCAUGUGAAAUUUCAGGAGUCCGACCUACACUAAAGGUUGAGGUAUUUUUUCAAAACAUUGUACAUUACUAUAUAUAAAGUAUCGUUAUGUUGAAAAUCAUAUAUGGUUGACUUCGUCAAUUAUCGCUGUGAGUUUCUACCGUCAAAAUUGUAACUAUUUUCGAGUUAAUUUUUGUUCUCAUUUUCAUUAUUUAUGGAAAAUCCAUUUCUUCUCUUUCGAUCGCAAAAUGAUUUUAUCAUUCAAUUUAAAUUUCUGAUUUUAGAUUUUAUAUUUUUAAUUUUCAAUUGAAAUGUGAAUUUUUUAAGCUGAGGGUUUUAAACUUCUUGAUAGAUGGAUCUAAUUGAAAGGAAUCUUAAGUAAAAGAAGACAGAAUUGUCACUAGUACUUUGAAAUUAAAUUAUUUGAAACGAUGGAAAUAAUGAGGAGCCUCGCUAAAACGCAAAUUUUGAAGAUAUGAAACCGCACAAAUAAUUAACGUAAUCAUGCAUAUGUAUGUGCUACAAAUUGUAAUUAUUAUAUAUAAAAGAAAAAAAUUUGAGUAUUAAUGUCUGUGUAAUAUUAUUCGGCAUCCCAUGAUGAUGUCUUAAUAAUAAUUAUGAUAAUAAUAAUA